Yamadazyma jaroonii is the source of this 1482-nucleotide messenger RNA. The record is from the annotation of a GenBank genome assembly. NCBI's taxonomy places the organism in Eukaryota, Fungi, Ascomycota, Pichiomycetes, Serinales, Debaryomycetaceae.
AUGUCAGUCGAGGAAAAGUCUACUGCUAAUAUUGACACUCACACGAGUGAAAAUUCAUCAAAUCAGUUAGAAUCACAAACAAAUGAAGAAUUAAGAUGGUAUGAUAAAAGAAUUGUUUCAUGGAUACCUGCUUAUUCUGAAGGUUAUUUCCAAAUUGUUUUAUUAGCCUUUGCAUGUUUCAUGUUACCUGGUAUGUAUAAUGCAUUAUCAGGUGUUGGAGGAGCCGGUAUUGAUUUGAAAACUGCCAACAAUUCAUCAGUUGCAUUAUAUUCUACUUAUUCAGGUUAUGGUUUCUUUGCUGGUUGGAUUUGUAACAUUAUUGGUGUUAGAUACAGUUUAAUGUUCAGUGGUGUUGGUUAUGCUCUUUAUUCUGGUUCUUUAUUAUAUUAUACCAAACACCCUGGUACUUCUGGUGCUGGUGCUUUCGUCAUUACUGCCGGUGCUUUAUUGGGAGUCUGUGCUGGUCAACUUUGGGCUGCUCAAACAAGUAUCAUUAUUUCUUAUCCAAGUGAAGAUAAAAAAGGUAGAGCUAUUAUGACUUUCUGGGUCAUCUUUAAUUUAGGUGCUGUUAUUGGUUCUGCUAUUUCUUUAGGUAACAAUAUGAAAAAUGGUUCAUCAAUGGCUUCUGAUUCAACUUAUGCUGCUUUCAUUGCUUUAAUGGGUGUUGGGGUUCUUGUUGCUGGUUGCAUUUUACCUGCCCAUAAAGUUUGGAAAGAUAAGAUUGGUGGUCAAAGAGUUAUUCAACAACAAUAUCCUCAUUGGAAAGUUGAAUUAAUCAAUAUGCUUAAAUUAUUAGUGAAAGAUCCAAGAAUUUAUUUCGUUUUCCCAAUGUUCUUCACUUCAAAUUGGUUCUAUACUUAUCAAUUCAACGAUUUUAAUGCUGCUAGAUUUAACAUUAGAACCAGAUCAUUAAAUUCGUUAUUAUAUUGGUUAUCUCAAAUGAUUGGUGCUUUCUUUUUUGGUUUAAUCUUAGAUUGGACUAGAUUUAAAAGAACUACCAGAGCUAAAAUUGGUUGGGGUAUCGUUUUUGUAUUCACCAUGGUUAUUUGGGGUGGUGGUUUACAUUUCCAACAAGAAUAUACCAGAGAAUCUGCCCCUGAAAUGUCAUUAAUUGACUUCAAGGAAGGUAGAUAUAUUGGUCCAAUGUUCUUAUACUUUUUCUAUGGUGUUUAUGAUGCUAUUUUCCAAACCUUAAUUUAUUAUCUUUUGGGUUGUAUGAGUAACAAUCCAAAAAAGAACUCCAUUUAUGGUGCUUUUUAUAAAUCCAUUCAAUCAGCUGGGGCUGCCAUUGUUUGGAGAUUGGAUUAUUACGAAAUUUCAUAUAUGAGUAUGUUUGCAAGUUGUUGGGGGUUAUGUGCUGGGUCAUUAGUAAUUGCUGCUCCUUUAGUUUUCUUCUUUGUUUCUGAACAUACUGAAGCUGAAGAAGAUGAUUUCAAUGGUGAAAUGAUCAAUGUUGCUUCUCACGUUGAACACAAAGAGUAG